AUGUUGCGAAAUACGAAACUCCUCAGCUCCAGAUCCCAUCCAUUUAUACCCGUAACUACAAGAGCUGGUCAGCUGUGCCACCCGUCGGUAUCUUCCUACCAGCAUCGCUGCCUUGUGACUUCCCAAACCAUCCACAAAGAAAGACAUCUCGAGUCCGAUCUGGACCGGCAUCUACUCCGACCUGAGCAUAACGAGAAUACCAAGUCGGGCACCGACGACGAAGCAGCUCAUCACUGGUCUUCGUACGAUCCCACUAUCACCGACCCGGACCUUGAGGUUCUCGCCUGCGAGGAAGAGUGCGAACUCGAUGGUGAAUUAGAUGACCCUUUGUUCGUCAGCCCAGGCAAUAGGGAAGUCAGUCGUUUCCUUGAUCCGAUGAUCGGAGGGGCGGUGCAUGGUGCUACGAGACCGGGCCCAAGUGGGAGGGGAUGGACAAGAAAGCAUAAGGAGGUGAUCAUCAAGAAAAUCCCCGGAAGUCAGUUUGAGAAAUAUGAUCGAAUACUGCAGGAGCUGAGGAAGGCAGAUAAGCGGGCCACGAAAUGA
Messenger RNA from Aspergillus tubingensis, 543 nucleotides. RefSeq names its product ankyrin repeats (3 copies) family protein. Bases 1 to 543 code for a protein of 180 amino acids. NCBI's taxonomy places the organism in Eukaryota, Fungi, Ascomycota, Eurotiomycetes, Eurotiales, Aspergillaceae. The record is from RefSeq and is a predicted model, not a curated record. The transcript has 2 exons.